Molecule: messenger RNA, 1397 nt
Organism: Schistosoma haematobium
Lineage: Eukaryota; Metazoa; Platyhelminthes; Trematoda; Strigeidida; Schistosomatidae
Product: DNA damage-regulated autophagy modulator protein 1
Exons: 10
Coding region: 189-1028 (279 amino acids)
Source: RefSeq, a predicted model, not a curated record
GAAGGUCAAUAUGCGCGAAAAGUAAGUAGUAACUUGCAUUCGAAAAUUUUUAGUUGAACUCAAUUUCUACAAUACUUUUAGUGUACACUAUACGAUUGUCCUAAUUUCACACUCGCAUUUUUACAAAUCUUUGUUGAUAAUCUUCAAUAUUUAGUGUUAUAUACAGCUAAUACACAGAACUCAGCGAUAUGUUUGUUGCAUGUCCUCAUAUUGGUCUGCAGUGGGUUGCGCUUUUAUUGGCUUUGAUCAUGAGUUUUACAGUCCUAACAACAUAUCUUAUUUCCAUCCAUAGAGGACAUGUAAAUGCAGAAUUGCCAUUUAUCAGCUCUACAGGUGCUUAUCCACCAGAAAGUUGUAUAUUUGGUGAGGGAUUAAACUUAGCUGCUUUUAUCAUAAAAUCUCAACACCAUUAUUUAUUGAUUGGUGCUGUUAUAUGGGUUGAAGACAGCUUGUAUCCAAGUUUGAUAUGCUCCUUUUUCUGGUAUUUAAUCGCAUUGGAGAGAACAAAAUUUAUGGGCAUACAUCAACCAAAAUGUGUUCUUAACUUUAUGCUUUUAUUGUCUCUAGUUGCUUCAAUUGGUUUAACAUUGGUUGGGAAUUUCCAACAAGUUAACGUUGAAUUAAUACAUGAUAUUGGUGCUGGGAUGUCUUUUUUCGGAACCACUAUUUAUAUCAUUUUGUGUGCCUUAGUUAGCAAGCGAUACCUUGGGACACAUUGGUGUAUAUGGGCUUUUAGACUUCUCUUAGGAAUUAUGGCAGGAAUAACAUCAAGUUUUUUUUCGAUAUGUCAUACAGUUUCCAGGAUAAAUUUCAACGGUACACAAGAAGAAUCUUUGACUUAUCGGCAUCCUGGUCAAGGUGGAUUUUCAUUUUAUCUAUGCAGUACAAGUUUUGAGUGGGCUGCAGGAUUUAUCAUUAUUAUGUUUUUUAUCACAUGGGCUUACGAAUUCAGAUCAUAUGCUUUACAAUUACCACAGAUUGUUAGAAAACACCCAUCUGAAUCUGAUAUCUACAGCCUCAAAAGUUGAAGACAGAUACUGGUCACUUUAGAAGCUUUCUCCCUCAACUUCAAAUAAUUGAAAUUUUUAACCCAUAUGUUAUCACUAUCUAAAUUCAUAAUUACUUUAAUAUGAUAUUACUGACCAUUCACGAGUAAAAUCACACUUUACGUCAUUAUGAAGAAAGUAAUUGAGUUUAAUUAGUGUACCUAGUUUUGCGUUCUCUGAGUAAUGAUUUCUUAGAUUUUUACCAAAUAAUUUAUUCACCGUAACGUUAUGACUACAACCGACAACUUAGAUGAUGAGAUUCACGGUAAGGAUCUAAAAAUCGAUUUUUAUUAUUCAACACAUAGUGUUCACAUACUUGAAAAGUUAGAUUAUUAUUUAAUUUUAGAUGAA